UUGGCUCAUUGGACUGGAGCGCUGACAGGGAAAAAUAGAAGCAAUGUGCUGAACAGGAAAUUGUGACAUUACUUUCUGUAAUAUUAAACCUUUAAACUCAGUUAGAGUAAAAAACAUUUUCGCGGCUCUUGACCGUAAGUUGGUUUAUAUCCUCGCGACCAGCAGUUGGUCACAGCAACGUCACGUCCUUGGCUGAUGAUCCAGGGAGGGACAGAGGAGUGACCGCUGCGAUAAGGCUGCCCUGCCCCUAAAAGCAGCCAUAUCUCCGGACUAUCGGCAUGCCAGAGUCUGCCUGCUGCUCUUCUUUUCUUCGUUAAUUCUCCAAACAUAAGAAAACAUCCCUGCUGAGACAUGAGCUGGCUGCCUAUGAUUGGGAUGACGGCCUUGCCGCACGUCGGAGGGCUCUACGGUGGCUUUAUUACACGUAAAGAGGUGAAAACCUGGUAUAAGACUCUGAACAAACCCUCAUGGCGUCCACCAAACAAAGCGUUUCCUGUGGUGUGGACGUGCCUGUACACAGGAAUGGGGUAUGGCUCCUACCUGAUCUGGAAAGAGCUCGGCGGAUUCACUGAGGAUGCACUGGUUCCACUGGGACUUUAUGGGCUACAGCUCGCUCUGAACUGGGCCUGGACUCCAAUUUUCUUUGGUGCACACAAGCUGAAAUGGGCUAUGGUGGAGAUCGUCUUUCUGACGGGGACGGUCGGAGCCACCAUGGUGUCUUGGUAUCCCAUCAACCGCACCGCCUCCCUGCUCCUGGCACCCUAUCUGUCCUGGCUGUGCCUCGCCACAGCCCUCAACUACCGCAUAUGGAAAGAUAACCCAGAGGAGAAGGAAGAAUAGGAA
This is a messenger RNA of Cyprinodon variegatus (sheepshead minnow), 843 nucleotides long. RefSeq names its product translocator protein-like. Bases 352 to 840 code for a protein of 162 amino acids. The transcript is spliced from 4 exons. Gene Ontology annotation, cellular component: mitochondrial outer membrane. The record is from RefSeq and is a predicted model, not a curated record. NCBI's taxonomy places the organism in Eukaryota, Metazoa, Chordata, Actinopteri, Cyprinodontiformes, Cyprinodontidae.